AAAUAAUGGCCAGAUCCAGUUGUGGCAGUUCUUAUUAGAACUUCUGACUGACAAAGAUGCCCGGGACUGUAUUUCUUGGGUUGGUGAUGAAGGAGAGUUUAAACUGAAUCAACCUGAACUAGUUGCGCAGAAAUGGGGACAGCGCAAAAACAAACCCACGAUGAACUAUGAGAAGCUGAGUCGGGCUUUGAGGUAUUACUAUGAUGGAGACAUGAUCUGCAAAGUGCAAGGCAAGAGGUUUGUCUACAAAUUCGUCUGCGACUUGAAAACCCUCAUUGGCUACAGCGCAGCAGAGCUGAAUCGGUUGGUCACCGAAUGUGAGCAGAAGAAGCUGGCCAAGAUGCAGCUCCACGGCAUCGCACAGCCAGUCACAGCAGUGGCCCUGGCUACAGCAUCCCUGCAAACAGAGAAAGAUAGUUAAGCACUAGGACCUGGAAGUGGGAGCCUGAGACCUUUCCUGCAUCAGCAGAGCAGUUGCUGCUCUUCCCUUUAUCUGAAUUGGAAAAGUCUUUUGUUUCUUGACAGUACAAUAUAGAGCAUGAUUUUCUAUAAAGAACUGGGAGUCUCACAAAUUUGGAUCUUUUAACAGCAUAUAUUUCGAUGUAAGCUAAGGGAUCACCACAACUUCUGCAGCUUUGAGUCGGGGCCUCUCUGGUGAGCGAUCUGAAACUGGUGGGGAAGGUUGGGCUGGUCGGCAGCGCUCUGUGUCCCAGCUGUGCAAAGUCACUUUUGCAG
Messenger RNA from Merops nubicus (carmine bee-eater), 735 nucleotides. RefSeq names its product GA-binding protein alpha chain-like. NCBI's taxonomy places the organism in Eukaryota, Metazoa, Chordata, Aves, Coraciiformes, Meropidae. Gene Ontology annotation, cellular component: nucleus. The transcript is spliced from 2 exons. The record is from RefSeq and is a predicted model, not a curated record. Gene Ontology annotation, molecular function: DNA-binding transcription factor activity, RNA polymerase II-specific; sequence-specific DNA binding. Bases 161 to 421 code for a protein of 86 amino acids. Gene Ontology annotation, biological process: regulation of transcription by RNA polymerase II; cell differentiation.